Erythranthe guttata (spotted monkey flower) is the source of this 3265-nucleotide messenger RNA. RefSeq names its product exocyst complex component SEC3A. Gene Ontology annotation, molecular function: phosphatidylinositol-4,5-bisphosphate binding. Lineage: Eukaryota; Viridiplantae; Streptophyta; Magnoliopsida; Lamiales; Phrymaceae. Gene Ontology annotation, biological process: exocytosis; Golgi to plasma membrane transport. The record is from RefSeq and is a predicted model, not a curated record. Gene Ontology annotation, cellular component: plasma membrane; exocyst.
AUAAAAAAAAACAUCAAUCAAAACAAAGACACAUAAUUAAUCCGUAUUUUGUCAUGAUAAACAUAAUUAAUCCCAAUUUUCCUAAUCUCAUGGUUGCAUUCACCUAAAUCCUCGCGGGGAUGUUAUUGACAUAAAUUAAAAGUAACGGGGAGACUCUUACAAUUUCGUGAAUCUUUUGGGUGGUUUAAGAAAGUACAGUUUCGAUGUAGUUUCAACUUUCAACAUUUACGACUUACGCGCACGAUAGUUUUACCAAGUUUUACUUGCAAACUCCCCAAAAAAGAAAACCAAAAACCCCAACCAAAAGUCGUUCUCAUCGGAAGCUCAGAGAAGAAUGGCGAAAUCCAGCGCCGAUGAUGACGAGCUCCGGCGCGCCUGCGCGGCCGCGAUGGACGGCACCAAACAAGAUAUCGUACUGUCGAUCAGGGUGGCCAAAAGCCGUGGGAUCUGGGGAAAAUCCGGCAAGUUGGGACGAGGUCACAUGGCCAAGCCUCGUGUUCUCGCCAUUUCGAAAAAGGUAGAAGGACAACGGACUCUAGCUUUUCUUCGUGUCUUAAAAUAUUCCAGUGGAGGUGUGCUUGAACCUGCGAAACUCUACAAGCUGAAGCAUCUAUCGAAAGUGGAAGUUGUAACAAAUGAUCCGAGUGGAUGCACUUUUUUGUUGGGAUUUGAUACCCUGAGAAGUCAAAGUGUUGCUCCACCUCAGUGGACAAUGAGGAAUGUCGACGACAGGAACCGUCUUCUGAUUUGCAUCCUAAAUGUCUGCAAGGAUGUCUCUGGUCGUCUCCCUAAAGUUGUUGGCAUAGAUGUCGUGGAGAUGGCUCUUUGGAUUAAGGAAAAUACACCAGCAACUAGUAAGCAAAAAAGUAUCCUUCAAGACGGGCCAGUUACGACUGCAGUUGCAGAACGCGACAUGAAAGUGACAGUUGAAAGAGAACUUGUGUCUCAAGCGGAGGAAGAGGAUAUGGAGGCUCUUUUAGGCACUUAUGUCUUGGGCAUCGGUGAAGCAGAGGCAUUUUCUGAGCGGUUGAAGCGAGAGCUUCAAGCAUUAGAAGCAGCUAAUGUGCAUUCCAUUUUGGAGAAUGAACCUUUAAUAGAUGAGGUAUUACAGGGGCUUGAGUCAGCCACCAACUGUGUUGAGGAUAUGGAUGAAUGGCUUGGCGUUUUCAAUCUAAAACUACGGCACAUGAGAGAGGACAUAGAGUCGAUUGAAAUCCGAAAUAACAAGCUGGAAAUGCAGUCAGUUAACAACAAGUCAUUAAUUGAGGAACUUGAAAAACUUCUUGAAAGUUUACGUAUCCCAUCUGAGUACGCGACAUGUCUAACAGGGGGUUCUUUUGAUGAGGCUCGCAUGGUUCAAAAUAUUGAAGCAUGUGAGUGGCUAGCCAAUGCUUUAAGGAGCCUUGAAGUUCCCCAGUUGGACCGUAGCUAUUCAAAUAUGAGAUCUGUUAGAGAGAAGCGGGCAGAUCUUGAGAAGUUGAGAAACAAUUUUGUGAAAAGAGCAUCUGAGUUCUUAAGAAACUAUUUUUCUAGUUUGGUGGAUUUCAUGAUAAGUGACAAGAGUUAUUUCUCUCAGCGUGGACAACUGAAGAGGCCUGAUCAUGCUGACUUACGGUACAAGUGCAGGACAUAUGCUCGCCUUUUGCAGCACUUGAAGAAUCUAGACAAGAAUUGCUUGGGCCCACUAAGGAAAGCUUACUGCAGCUCUCUGAAUUUACUCCUACGUCGAGAGGCUCGUGAGUUUGCAAAUGAACUUCGUGCAAGUACAAAAGCAUCAAGGAAUCCAACUGUAUGGCUUGAUGGUUCCACAGGCUCUAAUCAAAGUGCGAAUAGUGCAGAUACUUCUAUUGUUUCUGAGGCAUAUGCUAAAAUGCUUACAAUUUUCAUUCCACUCCUUGUAGAUGAGAGUUCUUUCUUUGCACACUUCAUGUGUUUUGAAGUUCCAGAUGGCAAUAAAAUUGCACCGACUGAUGAUGAUAAUGAUGAUGAUUUGGGCAUCAUGGACAUUGAUGAAAAUGACAAAGCCGGUAAGAAAUCGGCAGACUUGCAGGCAUUGAAUGAAUCACUUCAUGAUUUGCUUGACGGAAUACAGGAAGAUUUCUAUGCUGUGGUUGACUGGGCAUACAAGAUUGAUCCUCUACGAUGUAUAUCUAUGCAUGGAAUUACAGAACGCUAUAUUUCUGGUCAAAAAGCUGAUGCAGCAGGGUUUGUGCGUAUUUUACUUGAUGACCUUGAAACCCGAAUUUCUACACAGUUCAGCCGCUUUGUGGAUGAAGCUUGCCACCAAAUCGAAAGAAAUGAUCGAAAUGUUAGACAAGUCGGCGUCUUGUCAUAUAUACCCAGAUUUGCUACUCUUGCAACUCGCAUGGAGCAUUAUAUACAGGGACAGUCGAGGAAUUUGGUUGAUCAGGCUUACACAAAGUUUGUUAACAUAAUGUUUGUGACAUUGGAUAAAAUUGCUCAAGGAGACCCCAAAAAUGCUGAUAUCUUGCUUUUAGAAAAUUAUGCUGCAUUCCAGAACAGUCUGUUUGAACUGGCCAAUGUUGUGCCUUCUUUGGCAAAAGCUUAUCGCCAAGCAAGUAAAUCUUAUGAAGAAGCUUGUGCCCGCUUUAUAAGCGCAAUCGUAUACUAUCAAUUUGAGCGACUCUUUCAGUUUGCUCUCAAAAUAGAGGAUUUGAUGUAUACCAUUACACCAGAAGAGAUACCAUUCCAGCUUGGAUUGUCAAAAAUGGAUCUGCGCAAGGUUGUAAAAUCAAGUCUAUCUGGGGUUGACAAGUCUAUCAUCACAAUGUAUAAAAGAUUGCAGAAGAAUUUGACCUCAGAUGAAAUGUUGCCUUCACUAUGGGACAAGUGCAAGAGGGAGUUUCUCGAGAAGUAUGAAAACUUUGCUCAACUUAUUGCUAAAAUUUACCCAAACGAGCCCAUCCCUGCCGUUGCACAAAUGAGAGAGAUAACAGCAUCAAUAUAGAAAGAGCGGUCACUGUUGUAAACUUCUUUACUUUACAUUUUGUACCGCUUUCUCUUGGGUGUAAAAUCGCCUCUGUUGUAUUCCUUUUCGCCUUUCGUGGGGUCUCCGAUUUGAUUUAUUCGUAGACCACUCGGAGGUUGAGGUGAAGACAUAUAUAUGCCACGUGUGCAUUCACUACGGAGGCUUUUGUGUAUGUACCAAUCCUGAAGAAAGUUUCUAUACACUAAAAGAUCACGUAUGUUUAUGUGUCUAUUGUAAACUGAAUGCUUUGGUUAAUGAUGGUUGUUUCAUAGUGUA